CAGAACUGCCAGGAUAAGCAUGAAGAGGACAUCCUUAAGAGUUCCCCCUUUGGCUUUGUUAUAAAACAGUUCCAAGGGAAGAGGUCUUCUGGAAAAAGAAAAGAGCAGCCUUCAGCCAUCAAACAAUUCCUCAGGGGCUUUGACUUUGGGAAAUCUGAAGGCAAGGACAAAAAGGAAAUUGAAGAAACAGAAAUAAACAACUCUGGAGCUGAUGAUCAGAGAGAAAAGGAAGAUCUCUCUGUAGCAGAUGGACUUUCACAUCUCACUACUGAAGCAGAGUCACCAUCUGGUGAGCAAAGAUUUAACCAGUUCAUGCAAAAACUGGGAAAGAAACCCAACAGCAAGAAUCUGGAUCUGAAUAACUGUGCAUUAAGUGCAGCAGAUGUAACAGAGCUGGCUUCUUUACUGCCAUUUCUCCCAGAGCUGAAAGAGAUCAGCCUGUCCUGGAACAGUCAUGUUGGCGGGACUCUGAAAGUUCUUGCUGUUCAUUUUCAUCAUCUGAACCUGUUAAAAGUCCUUCGACUUAACAACUGCAGGCUGACAGCUGAGGAUGUCAUCUCCUUAGGAGAGGCAUUUGAAAUUAUUUCUCAACUGGAGGAACUGGAUUUAUCAUGGAAUAGUAACAUAGGUGGAAAACUGUCACUCUUGACAAAAAAACUCCAGAAAGGAUGCAAGUUAAAACUGCUGAAACUUAUGGACUGUAACCUGACAGCAAAGGAUGGAGAAUCCCUUGCUGAAUUUCUAAACGUGAUCCCAAACCUCGAAAUAUUAGAUCUUUCUAUCAACAAACACAUCGGCUGCAGCAUGAAGGUUAUCGCUGAGGAUCUGAGAAAAGUGCCAGGCUUGAAAGAGUUAAACUUGCACAUGUGUGGAUUAAAGCAAGACAGCCUCCAGGGCUUAGACGCUGCUUUACAGCACCUUGCAGAGCUAAGAAAAUUAGACAUAUCGUGUAACAAAGAGGUUGGUGGUGGCUUUAAAGACUCAACAGCUCAUUUAGCCAGCUUGAAAAAUCUUGAAGUCCUUGAUCUCCACCAGUGCUGUGUAACAGAAGAGGACGUGACCAUUUUGUCCCAGGUGAUACCUUUACUCUCCAGUCUUCAAGAGCUGAAUUUAUCCUCAAAUAAAAAUGUAGGAGUCUCAUCUGAUCCUCUUCUGAGCAGGCUCAGGUUUUUACCAAAGUUGAAGUCUGUGGCCAUCAGCAAUUGUGGUUUAAGUGAAAAGUCAUUUUCAUCACUAGCUGAGGCUGCCCUUCACCUUCCUGAACUGGAGAUAUUAGACCUUUCUUGGAAUAAGUGCGUUGGUGGAAACCUAAAGCUGCUUUUGGGAGCACUAAAGCUUGCAACGGAGAUUCAAGUGUUAAGACUGAGCAGCUGCAACUUGGUGGCUGAAGAUUUGGCACUUCUAACACUAGUGACGCAGGACGGCCAUCUAGCCAGAUUGCAGAAGCUGGAUUUGAGUUAUAACAACAUCUCUGAUGAAGGGUGGGUUGUUUUCUGUCAAGGUUUAACAGUAUUCAAAGAACUCUCGGAGCUGGACAUCAGCCUUCGCCCAUCGUCCUGCCGUAACUGCGGGACGUGGUUCAGCGAGUUGUUAGCAGCACUGACCAAGUUGCCAGCCUUGGCCGAGCUGGGGAUGCAAAGAUGGGUCCUCUCAGAAUUGCAGCGGGAACAAGUGGAAAGCUUUAACCGAGACAACAAAAGAAACAUUCGUUUUGACUGCUGAGGGAGGUUGAAGGUUUUUGGAAGACCUUUCACAAAC
Apaloderma vittatum (bar-tailed trogon) is the source of this 1758-nucleotide messenger RNA. RefSeq names its product leucine rich repeat containing 31 (gene LRRC31). Bases 313 to 1722 code for a protein of 469 amino acids. The transcript has 9 exons. Gene Ontology annotation, molecular function: protein binding. The record is from RefSeq and is a predicted model, not a curated record. NCBI's taxonomy places the organism in Eukaryota, Metazoa, Chordata, Aves, Trogoniformes, Trogonidae.